AUGGAUCCCCUCGAGGAAGUCAGGUUGAAAAUUGCAAAAGUGGAAGCAGAGAUCAGCGCGCUUACGACAGAGAUUAGGGAAGCGGAAGAGAACAUCAGGCAUGCAGGAGAUGCAAUCGAAAAACAGCGCUGGGUAAAAAAGGAAGAGCAACUGCGGGACAAGGACACCGAGCUGCUGAAGCAGAAGAACAAGCUACUGGACAAGGAGGCCCGGCUGGAGUCAGCAGCGGGUGCGGGGCCAAGCACCACAGAAACUGGUGUGAGUAAGGUUGACCUAGCCGACCAAGUACAGCAAAUGCAGUCAGAAAUCGCUGACUUGAGACUUGGACGGGUGCAGUCGGACUUGGAGAUUGCAAACUUGCACCUUAAGCUGGACAGUAGUACGCGGACUUCAAGAACGGAAGCGGAGUCGGAAGGGAAGCUAGAGCUCGGUCCAAGCGCGUGA
Messenger RNA from Klebsormidium nitens, 444 nucleotides. NCBI's taxonomy places the organism in Eukaryota, Viridiplantae, Streptophyta, Klebsormidiophyceae, Klebsormidiales, Klebsormidiaceae. The record is from the annotation of a GenBank genome assembly.